This is a messenger RNA of Glossina fuscipes, 2425 nucleotides long. RefSeq lists its product as uncharacterized. The transcript is spliced from 6 exons. Gene Ontology annotation, cellular component: extracellular region. NCBI's taxonomy places the organism in Eukaryota, Metazoa, Arthropoda, Insecta, Diptera, Glossinidae. Bases 62 to 2044 code for a protein of 660 amino acids. Gene Ontology annotation, molecular function: chitin binding. The record is from RefSeq and is a predicted model, not a curated record.
UUCAAACAGCUAAAUGAUUAAUUGUUAAUUACUUUAAAAGAAAUUUCUAUUCAUCGUCAGCAUGGAAACAAACGCUUGGUUUCCUUUAACAGUUCUCUUUUGGCUGCUAUUAUGCUAUCACAAGCUAUGUAUAUGUAUCAAUGCUCAGAGUGAAAAUGCUAUCGGAGCUUAUCGUACGUUUGACAAGACCUCUUUUUCUUGUACAGGACGCCCUGCCGGCUACUAUGCAGACAUUGAAACUGGUUGCCAGAUCUAUCACAUGUGCGAUGGCUUAGGACGUCAAUUCAGUUACUCUUGCCCAAAUACCACAUUAUUUCAACAACGCAUGUUGAUUUGUGAUCACUGGUAUAUGGUAAAUUGUUCAAAGGCUGAAAGUGAUUACGCUGCAAAUUUAUUGAUAGGUCAACGCGACAAACCAUUUGUAAACGAUGAAGAAGAAAACAUACGCACACCUCGGCCUGAUUUAUUAGAUCGUCCUUACGCUCCAGACUAUUCAGGUGAAUCCUUUCGCACUCAAUAUCAAAAGCCUUUACUGAAUGCAAUUUUUGAUCAAGAUGACGAGAAACAUCGGUCAAAGUCGCCGACACAAGUGGAGAGUCAACGUAAUUUUGGACAGCGUUGGAAAAUUCCACCUCCCAGUCGGAUUAUUCUACCGCCAGCUUAUGAGGCUCAAAUUACGGAGAAGGAUAAAAAUUUUCGUCCUAAAUUAAAUCUUGUAACAACAACGACAGCAACAAAAAAGCCUUCGACCGUAGUAGGACCUCCGACCAUAAAACAUCUACCUGGUAUAAGGUUUAGCCAAGGGGCAGCAGCUCUCCAUCAGCGUCAAGAUGAACAUAUACAAUAUGACAAUGAUGAUUUGGGUACCAGUCAUAGUACACGUUACAAUACUUCGUUUGAUCUGAAUUCGGCUGAGGAUAAUCGUCAAACAAAGAUUGGUAAAAAUUCAUAUAACGGUAAAGCACUGCAUAAAAAUGAACAAAGGACAACAAUAGGAACUACAACUUCACGACCUAUUACUACAAAAUCUAAUGUUUUUAUUAGCGUUAAGAAACCAUCGAAGAUAUAUCAACCUCCUCUCCUUUAUCCCAUCUAUAAUUUGGAGGAUACUACGACGAUCAAUAAAACAAGACCAACAAUAAGAGGUUCAACUUCGGCACCAUUUAGCACACGUAGCUCUACAUUUGCCAGCACUUCUACCUUGCGGCCUACUACAAAGCCUACAACUUUGGCUGGAAAACCCUUUACUAAAAUAUCUAGCAACAAUACAUUUGUUACUGCAUCUUUCGACUUUGCUGAAGAAUCUAAUAAUUUACACCAACAAUUUUUGGACGUUAAUAAACUAAGUAAAGAUAUACGCACAGCUGCUCCAGCGCAAGGUUUUAAAGCUCCAACCACACCUAAGCCUUUCUCUAGCACUACUAGUGCUAUAGAAACUCCAGCGAAGACAUUGUUACCACCUUUUACCGAUUUUAUACAGCACGAUGUCGCCACUACGCAAGGUCCGCCUAUAUAUUAUGAAUGGAAGAUUCCUUCGGAUGGUUUAGAGCCACCAAAACUGGAUCCUCCCAUAGGAGUGGAUGGCCGAGAAUACCCAGACAGUGCAAUUGAUUACAAUGUUCUUAAUAGCAAAAACAAAGAGAUGAACACGAGUCUUACCACAACACGGCCUAGCUUUUUGCAAACGAUCAAAGAAACAUCUAGCCAAACGAAUGAGAUUGCAACGCAACAGAAGGCGGCAGCCUCUGUUAAAACACCUACAGCGCAACUGCCACCCGCACCGUCAGCACCAACUAAUGUUAAGGCUGACAUUUCAGAGAUACGUAAGGAAUGGUCAGUGCCAGAGUAUGCGUUUCCUUUAGAAAAUGCCGGUCGAACCGGCUAUUUGUCCAGCGAUGUUUAUAAUUCAUUUCAAUUAAAAAUACCCGACGGUCAUAACGUAGCCGACGAGCAUUUGCAUUGGUUCGGAGAAAAUCCUGAUUGUCCACAAUGUCAUCCUUCCUAUGUUAUACCUGGCACUUGCCAACCAUGUCUACGAAGAUAGGAUAUAAUUGCUGUAUGUAGAUUACAAGUGUUAAAUCCUACAAGAGACCAUAAAUAUUCUUAACAUAACGUUCAAGCAUUUGAUUGAAAACGAUCUUCAAAAGAUCUUUCAAUAGUUUUACAUUUCACACACAUUCUAACUUAUUCUUUUUCACCCAAAAAGUCCAUCCAUAUUCAUUCCAUCCAUAUAUAUAUAUAUAUAUAUAUAUAUAAACAUAUAGUUUCUAAUUUAGUUAAACAUGUAUACAAAAAAAACCGACUUUACUUGUACUGCUAAACGGAUGAUAUAACAAUAGUAAAGAGAGAUUGUUAAAAAAAUAUAUAUAUAUACAUGUAUAUUUCUUUUUGUUCACGAUUAGUAUAAAUUAUUCAGUAGAUUUCA